GGCACACAUGCAGCUUCUCAGCCUGAGGUGAAAUUCAUCCCUACGUAACGUCAACAAAACUGACUCAUGCAUAUCAACAUUUUAUUGGUUCUGAAACAUUACUAGGGGAAGAGGAUCCAAACUAGUAGUCAAACAGUUGCACUCUAACCUUUUCUAAUAGUUAGAAGCUCUAUUUGCUACUAAAAUCUAUACACACAUCCAGACGUUUGAGUCACGUCAAGGAAGCUCUGAUGGUACCAGCUGACCUGUGACCGCUGCCUGAGGACACCUACCCCUUUACCAUGUCUGGAACCCCGGUGCCGUGGUCACCUGGCACAGAGUGUGUAGCCAAGUACAACUUCCAGUCUAGCAAUGAACAGGACCUGCCUUUCUGCAAAGGAGACGUGUUGACUAUCAUUGGGGUCACCAGGGAUCCCAACUGGUACAAAGCAAAGAACACAGUGGGCCGAGAGGGAACCAUCCCAGCUAACUACGUCCAGAAAAGGGAAGGGGUGAAGUCAGGAGGGAAACUCAGUCUUAUGCCAUGGUUCCAUGGGAAAAUAACACGAGAGCAGGCAGAGCGUCUCCUCUACCCCCCCGAGACAGGCCUGUAUCUGGUAAGGGAGAGCACCAACUACCCGGGGGACUACACCCUGUGUGUCAGCUGUGAUGGCAAGGUGGAGCAUUACCGCAUCAUCUAUACCAACGGCAAGCUCAGCAUCGAUGAGGAGGAGUUCUUUGAUAAUCUCAUGCAGCUGGUUGAGCACUACACCAAAGACGCAGACGGCCUCUGUACCCGACUCAUCAAGCCAAAACUGAUGGAAGGAACGGUGGCAGCCCAAGAUGAGUUCUCCAGGAGCGGCUGGGCCUUGAACAGAAAGGAACUCAAAAUUAUCCAGACUAUUGGCAAAGGGGAGUUUGGAGAUGUGAUGGUGGGGGACUACAGAGGAACCAAGGUGGCAGUGAAGUGCAUCAAACACGAUGCGACGGCCCAGGCUUUCAUCGCUGAGGCCUCUGUCAUGACGCAACUGAGGCACAACAACCUGGUCCAGCUGCUGGGGGUGAUUGUAGAAGAGAGGGGCAGUCUUUACAUUGUCACAGAGUACAUGGCCAAGGGCAGUCUCGUGGACUAUCUCCGAUCUCGAGGACGGACUGUGCUGGGUGGAGACUGUUUACUCAAAUUUUCACUCGAUGUAUGUGAAGCAAUGGAAUACCUUGAGGCCAAUAACUUUGUGCACAGAGACCUGGCAGCCCGUAAUGUCCUUGUCUCUGAUGAUAACAUCGCCAAAGUCAGCGACUUCGGUUUGACUAAGGAGGCCUCCUCCACACAGGACACUGCCAAGCUGCCUGUCAAAUGGACCUCGCCCGAAGCCCUGCGAGAGAAGAGGUUCUCCACUAAGUCUGACGUGUGGAGUUAUGGUAUCCUGCUGUGGGAGAUCUACUCCUUUGGGCGUGUGCCUUACCCCAGAAUUCCACUGAAGGAAGUGGUGCCUCGGGUUGAGAAAGGCUACAAGAUGGAAGCCCCUGACGGCUGCCCGGCAGUGGUGUAUGAUGUCAUGAAGCAGUGCUGGACCCUGGACGUGGGGCUGCGGCCCUCGUUCCGCAUGCUGAGAGACAAGCUGUCGCAUAUCAGAGCCAAGGAGCAGUACCUGUGAGGAACGGGGAAGGGGAGGAGCAGCGGCCUAGGAAAGAGGGUUGGGCGCAUCCGGGCCAGGCUGGGACAAACCAACUGGAGCUGGCCUGGAAGUCCUCUGCCUCACGGUGGACAUAACCCGAGACCACACCGCUGGGACUGCAGUAGACCCUCCCCUGAUGCCUACCUCGUCCACACCUCUGGAGGGAAAGGAGCACAACACCUGUUCUCUAUGUGUUGUGUAUUGUUCUGCCUGCUGGUUCUCCUCCUCUCUUCAUGUCCCAGUCUCUACCCUAGCGGCUGUGUCCUCUGAUCAGACACACUGUUCUUCCUCUCCAAAACCUGACAAUAAUGGGGGAGGCUGGCCUUUACUCCACAUGUUUGUCAGUUGCUUUCUCACCUUCCCUUUUUAUUUCCCUCACUCUCUCUCUUUGCCCUGACCAUUCCUGGAUCUCUGUGUUGGUUGCUAGUGUGGCCCUGCAUGCUCUCUCCCUCCGUCUCCUCCUGCCCCCACCUCCUGUAUGUCCUAGCUUUGGGCUUUUGCUCUGUGCCAAAGUGCCUCCAGUAUACACAGCCCCUGUCCCCCUUCAGCCUCCACUCAGACUAUUCAGUUGUUGUUGUUUUUUUAUUUUAUUUAAUUUUUUGUAUGCUUUUUUUUUUUACAUCUUAAUUUGUUUUCUCUGUGGGGGUUAUGUACUUUGUGCUGUCAUCUCCCUCCGAUCUCCAGAACACGAGAGGAAGUGAGCCAGUGAGCAGUAGUGGAUAGCAGCUUCCCAGCUGAGGCUGUCUCUCUCUAAGGUUAACCCAGGACUACAGGGGAGGGUGGAGCGGCAGGUCACAUGGUAGAUUCAUCCUAUAUGUGCUUGUUUUAUAUAAAAAAUAUAUUUAAAGGACAAAAACUGAACAAAAAAACAGGAAAAUAUGAUAAAAGGAUAACACAAGAAGAAAGAAGCCAAGAAAAGAAAUGGACUGAAGGAUUUUGAAUGUUGCAGUGUCCCUGUGAAACCAUCGCUACGGUUUGGGUAUGUGCAUGCUCUGUGAGAGGCCUUGGGUUUAACUGUCAGUGCUUUCAAUGUUCAUUGUUUUAUUAUGCUACCAUGGUUAUGAAUAAAUCAUUCCAUCUGA
Molecule: messenger RNA, 2737 nt
Organism: Esox lucius (northern pike)
Lineage: Eukaryota; Metazoa; Chordata; Actinopteri; Esociformes; Esocidae
Product: C-terminal Src kinase
Exons: 13
Coding region: 282-1634 (450 amino acids)
Biological process (GO): protein phosphorylation; adherens junction organization; regulation of Fc receptor mediated stimulatory signaling pathway
Molecular function (GO): ATP binding; protein tyrosine kinase activity; protein binding
Source: RefSeq, a predicted model, not a curated record